AUGGUCACCACUCCACACAUCGUCGCCCCCACAGCCCCCCACACCCACACCAUCAUCUUCCUCCACGGCCGCGGCAGCGACGCCAAAACCUUCUGCUCGGAGCUCUUCGAAAGCGAAGACACUUCCGUGCGAAAGUUCACCGACAUCUUCCCCAGUAUAAAAUGGGUCUUCCCCAACGCACCAUCAUCCUGCGCAGUUAGCGAGCGAGAAGUAAUACCGCAAUGGUUCGACAUGACAUCCGUGCAACGGCCCGAUCAAGACGCCGAGUCACAGAAAGAAGAGCUAUGGCAGAGCGUCGCGCAGAUUCUAGAAGUCCUUGAGGAAGAGAUGAAGCCCGUGGGAUUGCGCAAUGUGAUUAUAGCGGGGAUGAGUCAGGGGUGCGCUAUUGGUAUCUUUACUUUGGUCACUUCUGGUAUCCGUGUUGGAGGGUUCAUGGGGCUGUGUGGAUGGUUGCCGUUGGCGGAGGAGCUGUCUACCCUGAUGGGGGUGCCUGGACGAGAGCGGGGCGUGUUUGAGAUGCCGUUGCUUUUGCAGCAUUGCAAGGACGACGAGGUUGUGCCUGUUAGGAAUGGGGAGAAGCUUAGGAAGAAACUUGAGGAGUGGGGUGGGGUCGUGGAUUGGAAGUGCUUUGGGGAGGGUGGGCAUUGGCUUAAUGAGCCGAAGGGUAUGGAUGGGUUGGUGGAGUUCAUUCAGAAGGUUAUGAGGGUUUCGCCGAUCCCUAUACCUGUUAAAGACGAGGAUAAGAAAGAGGCGAAACCGAAGAGCAGAGAUUGGUAG
Messenger RNA from Alternaria arbusti, 777 nucleotides. RefSeq lists its product as uncharacterized. Gene Ontology annotation, molecular function: carboxylic ester hydrolase activity; palmitoyl-(protein) hydrolase activity. Gene Ontology annotation, biological process: protein depalmitoylation. Bases 1 to 777 code for a protein of 258 amino acids. The transcript has a single exon. Gene Ontology annotation, cellular component: cytoplasm. NCBI's taxonomy places the organism in Eukaryota, Fungi, Ascomycota, Dothideomycetes, Pleosporales, Pleosporaceae. The record is from RefSeq and is a predicted model, not a curated record.